CACAAUGGCAAAGAGGAAGCGAGAGGCGCCCGAGAGCGCCGCCGCCGCAAAGGCCCUGAAGAGCAGGAAGGACGACGUCGCGUCGACGCCAAAGCAGCCCGCGCCACAGGACAUCGCAAUCCGCAAGAGAAGGGAACCCGCAGUCACCAGAAAGGCCGCCGCAGAAAAGGCCACACAGGUGAAUGGCGAUGCAGCGAAUGGCGACUCGCCGCCCGACACGAUAUCCAUCCAAGUCGUCACUGGUUCUUAUGAAAGAGUUCUCCAUGGCUUUGCAGCGUCCAUCCCAGGCAGCCUGCUCGCCGCGGAGCAUGCCUCCACAUCUGAGGCCGAGCGGCCAAAAGUCGACUUCACCGACACAUUUCUGUUCAACGCCCAUGCGUCCGCAAUCCGCUGCAUGGCCAUUUCCCCGCUGUCGGACGAAACAUCCAAGGUCACGCUGGCAACAGGCAGCACAGACGAGCGGAUAAACCUGUACUCCAUCUCAACGGCGCCGCCGCCAGCAUCGUCGAAACUGCAGCCCAAGCUACCCUCUCUCAGCGGCGGCUCCAUCACGGAAAACCCAAAGAACAAGGAACUCGGAUCGCUGCUCCACCACUCGUCCAACAUCACCGCUCUGUACUUUCCCACACGAAGCAAGCUGCUCAGCUCCGCAGAAGACAGUACCAUUGCCAUUGUCCGGACACGCGACUGGACCGCCCUGUCAACCAUCAAAGCGCCGAUUCCAAAGCCCCAAGGCCGGCCCAGCGGCGACACGGCCGGCCCGGGCGAAGUGCCCUCGGGCAUCAACGACUUUGCCGUGCACCCCAGCAUGAAGCUCAUGCUGAGCGUGGGCAAAGGCGAAAAAUGCAUGCGCCUCUGGAACCUGGUCACGGGCAAAAAAGCCGGCGUCCUCAACUUUGACCGCAGCAUCCUCGCCGCCGUAGGCGAAGGCCGCUUCUCCUCUGGCGAAGCCCGCCGCGUAAUCUGGGACCCGGAAGGCGAGGAAUUCGCCCUUGGAUUCGAUCGUGCUCUUGUCGUCUUCACCAUUGACUCCAAACCCAAGGCCAAAAUCGCGCCUUUUCCAAGAUCAAAAAUACACCAGAUGGCGUAUUUACCAGAGACGCUACAACAACCCAACAUCCUGCUUGUGUCGACCGAGGAUGGCAGAGUCCUGGUUUACGAUACGAGUGCUACAGAUGCUUCGUCGUCUACAGACCAACAACAGCAACACAAUGCAUUCGCAAAAUCCAAACAACAAGACACCACCAUCCCCCCUGCCAAGCUCAUCGCGCAAAUCGGCGGCCCGGCCGCAGGCAUCACCAGCCGCAUCAAAGAUUUCGAACUCGUCCCGCUCUCACCUCACAGCUGCAUGCUCGUCACCGCAUCCAGCGACGGCACAGUGCGCCUCUGGGCGCUGCACACAUCUGAACUAGACACAUCGAACCAACAACAGCAACAACAACAACAACAGAAAGACUCUGUUCCCGCUGCUGCUACUACUGCUGCAAAGGGUUUCUCGGCUCCCUCGAUCGGCUCCCUGCUCGCUUCGUAUUCCACGGGUACCCGCAUCACGUGCUUGAAGGCGUUUCCCUUGACGGGCGAUCCCGAUGAUGCCGACGAUGACGCUGUGCUGCUGCAGCGCCGGAAACAAGAGGCCGAGUCGAGUAGUGAUGACGACGAUGACGAUGAUGAUGAUGAGAAGUAAGGGAAAAAAAUCAAAAAGUGCAUGGAUACACAGUAUUCUUGCUGUUGAUG
This is a messenger RNA of Exserohilum turcica Et28A, 1734 nucleotides long. RefSeq lists its product as uncharacterized. The transcript has a single exon. Lineage: Eukaryota; Fungi; Ascomycota; Dothideomycetes; Pleosporales; Pleosporaceae. The record is from RefSeq and is a predicted model, not a curated record. The coding region runs from base 5 to 1684 and encodes 559 amino acids. Gene Ontology annotation, molecular function: protein binding.